Phyllostomus discolor (pale spear-nosed bat) is the source of this 3149-nucleotide messenger RNA. RefSeq names its product zinc finger protein 154-like. The record is from RefSeq and is a predicted model, not a curated record. Lineage: Eukaryota; Metazoa; Chordata; Mammalia; Chiroptera; Phyllostomidae. Gene Ontology annotation, biological process: regulation of transcription by RNA polymerase II. Gene Ontology annotation, molecular function: DNA-binding transcription factor activity; RNA polymerase II cis-regulatory region sequence-specific DNA binding.
AUGGGAAGGACCACAGACAAGGCCUCCUGUGUGAAGAGCUGCAUUGUCCACACAUCAGAUAAAGCAUUCCCAUGCUGGGAGUCUGGGAAGGACUCCCCCUCUAACUUAGGCCUUCACCUGCUUCCUCACUGUGAAGGUACAGAGGCCUUUCAUGCUGCACAGAAGCACUACACAUGCAGUGACUGUGGGAAAGUCUUCUGCCGAAAGUACAGACUUGCUCGGCACCAGAGAGUCCACACUGGAGAGAGGCCAUAUGAGUGCAGCGAAUGUGGGAAAACCUUCAGCUACAAACAUACACUUGUUCAGCAUCAGCUCAUUCAUACUGGAGAAAGACCUGACAAGUGCAGCAAGUGUUGGAAAACCUUUAACAACAAACCCACACUUGUUCGGCACCAGCAAAUUCAUACAGGAAAAAGGCCAUAUAAAUGCAGUGAUUGUGGGAAAUUAUUUAGCCAAAGCUCCAGCCUUAGUGAACAUCAGAGAAUUCACACCAGGUCACGGCCUUAUAAGUGCAGUGAAUGUAGAAAAUUCUUUACCUUUAAUUCCAACCUGGUUAAACACCAGAGAGUUCACACAGGAACAAGGCCUUGUAAGUGUGGUGAAUGUGGGAAAUUUUUUAACCAGAGCCCCAGCCUCACUAAGCAUCAGAGAAUUCACAAUGGGGAAAGACCCUAUGAGUGUACUGAGUGUGGUAAGCUUUUCAGCCAAAGCUCUGCUCUUAUUAAGCACCAGAGAAUUCACACAGGAGCAAGGCCUUACAAGUGUACUGAAUGUGGGAAACUUGUUAGCCAAAGUUUUGGUCAGCACCAGAGUGUUCACAUGAGACAAAGACCCUAUGAGUGCAGUGAAUGUGGAGAAUUUAUUAGUCGAAGCACCCAACAGCACCGAGAAGUUCACAUCAGAGACACAAGCAGGCCUCAGGGGUACAGCAAAUGUGGAAAGGUUUUUAGUCAAGGAUCUGCUCUGAUUGAACACCAGAAACUUCAUGUCCCAGACAGACCUUAUGACUGCUUCAUAUGUGGGAAAGCCUUCAGCUGGAGGUCUAACCUCACUCGGCAUCAGAAAGUUCACAGUGGAGAAGGGCCUCACUCACAGCUCUACUUCCUCUACGGUUCGCGCUAUGGGAACUACAUUGCCCAGAAGGAACUGCUCACCACGGUGCUGGGCCAUGUGACCUUUGAAGAUGUGGCUGUCUACUUCUCCUGGGAGGAGUGGGAGCUUCUUGAUGAAGCUCAGAGACAUCUAUACCGCAGUGUGAUGCUGGAGAACUUCUCACUGAUGGCCUCUCUGGCUGUGAGCACUCCUAAGACAAGAGGGGAGCAGAAUGAGAAUGACAUCCUGACUAGCUCUGGUCUUAACUAUCAGGUGACUCACAGUACAGGGGAACCACACAGGAACAUCAAAAGUGCCCUAACAAAAAGGCAUUAUAAGUGCAGUGAAUUGGGAAACAUUGGUCAGAAAUACUUACUUGUUCAGCACCAGAGACUACACACAGGAGAAAAGCCUUACAAAUGCAAUGAAUGUGGAAAACUAUUUAGCCACAAAUCCAACCUUUUUAUACACCAAAUAGUUCACACUGGUGAAAGGCCUUAUAGCUGCGGUGAAUGUGGGAAAUCCUUUAGCCGCAACGCCGACCUCAUUCAACACCAGAGAGUCCAUACUGGGGAAAAGCCUUUUACAUGCAGCGAAUGUGGGAAAGCCUUCAGGCAUAAUUCCACACUUGUUCAGCAUCACAGAAUCCACACUGGAAUAAGGCCUUAUGAGUGCAGCGAAUGUGGAAAAUUCUUUAGCUUCAACUCAAGCCUCAUGAAACAUCAGAGAGUUCACACUGGAGAAAGACCUUAUAAGUGCACUGAAUGUGGGAAAUUCUAUAGCCACAAGUCAAGCCUUAUUAAUCAUUGGAGAAUUCACACUGGAGAAAGGCCUUAUGAGUGUAGGGAAUGUGGGAAAUUUUUCAGCCAAAGCUCUAGCCUCAUGCAACACCGCAGAGUUCACACUGGAGAAAAGCCUUUUAAAUGCAAUGAAUGUGGAAGAUUCUUUAGCGAGAAUUCCAGCCUUGUUAAACACUACAGGGUUCACACUGGAGCAAGACCUUAUGAGUGCAGGGAAUGUGGGAAGUUUUUUCGCCACAGCUCCAGCCUGGUUAAACAUCGAAGGAUUCAUACUGGAGAAAUGCCUUAUGAAUGCGGUGAAUGUGCAAAAUCAUUUAGCCAGCGUUUCAACCUCACUCAACACCAGAAAGUUCACAGAGGAAAGAAUUCUUGAAUGCAACUAAUAUAGGAAAACCUUUAACUAAAAGUCUGCUCUGAUCCAAUCAUAGGAACUUUACAAACCAGGUGGGCCAUAGGAACACAGUGAACAUGAAGAGAGGCUUCAGCCACAGGCUUAAUUAACCUUUUUCAACACCAGAAAGCUCAGAGUGGAGAAAGGCCUUAGGAGUGCAGGGCACAUGCUGCCUUUGGUCAGCCUAAGCUAACACUGAGAGAAGUUCUGAGAGUAGCCUUUAUCACUAAGCCAGCAAUUGGACAUCAUCUAGUUAUGCAUCCUGAGGGCAGGAUGAUAAAUUGCUGACAUCCUGACCCUUCUGAAAGAUAGCCCUUCUGCCCAGGAGUUCUGGAGAGGGGGAGCCCUGAGUUCUUGGCUGUAUCAGUCUGAAGUGGCCUUUUCAUCUCUCUGAGUUUGGAAGGGGCAAGAGGAAGUGACUUGGUUCAGAUAUGACUGCUUCUUGCUUAUUCUUAUUGAAUAUUAGAUUUUCUUGAAUAAAUGUUUCUUCAUUUGCUCUACACCCUUAGAACUAUAUCCACAGUUUUAUUAAGCAGGUGGGAAGCAGGUCCACAAAACUCCUUACACUGCCAAGCUGGAAGUUGAUCCACAUUUAACUUUUUAAGAACUCACCAAAUUGUGUUCUAAAUGGUCAUGCCUUUUCACAUUUCCUCCUGGAGUAUAUUAGAUUUCAAGUUUCUUCACAUCCUGCUGAUCUUUAUUUAUAAGACAGAGGCCAUCCAUUUUAGCCAUUCUAAUAGGUGUGUAGUAGUAUUUCAUUGUUUUAAUUUGUAUUUUCCUAAUGACUAAAUGUUAAGCAUUUCCCUUGGGUUUAUUUGCCAUCCAUUUACCUUCUGUUCAUAUCUUUUGCCUAUGAUUAAAAUACU